Kluyveromyces marxianus DMKU3-1042 is the source of this 1089-nucleotide messenger RNA. It is a transcript of the gene AHA1, whose product is annotated as Aha1p. Bases 1 to 1089 code for a protein of 362 amino acids. Gene Ontology annotation, cellular component: cytosol. Gene Ontology annotation, molecular function: ATPase activator activity; protein-folding chaperone binding. The transcript has a single exon. Gene Ontology annotation, biological process: positive regulation of ATP-dependent activity; protein folding. NCBI's taxonomy places the organism in Eukaryota, Fungi, Ascomycota, Saccharomycetes, Saccharomycetales, Saccharomycetaceae. The record is from RefSeq and is a predicted model, not a curated record.
AUGGUUGUGCAUAAUCCUAACAAUUGGCAUUGGGUCGACAAGAACUGUAUUGAUUGGGCCAAGAAAUACUUUGAGGAAAGACUAGUAGGCCUGGCUACCGGAGAAGCAACAGAGGCUUUAUAUGCGCGGAUAAGCAAGCUAUCAUCCUUGGAAGGUGACUGUGAGGUGAACCAGAGAAAGGGUAAAGUGAUCUCCUUGUUUGACUUGAAGUUGAAUUUGGGGAUCGAAGGUCACGUGAAUGAUGAAAAAUGGGAAGGAUCCAUCACUAUACCGGAGGUGGCCUUCGACUCGGACCCAGAAGACUACCAAUUCGAUAUUUCGAUCUUCAAAGAAAAUAGUAAGCUUUCUGAAAUCAAACCUGUUAUUCGUGAGAAGUUGAUUCCGCAAUUAAGGGACAUCUUUAGCAACUUUGGUAAAGAACUCUUACUGACCCACGCUAAUGACAUCCAAGUGUCGUCUGACAAGGUGACAUCUGAGUUCACCAAAUCCAAUCAGCAAUCGAGUUUCCAAAACGUCGCCUCAACUGGUACUCCACUGAAGAAAGAGUCUUCCAGCUCUUCAUCUGCGGCGGGUGGGAAGAAAUCGGAAACCUCUUCUUCAACUGGAGAUUCAUCUCAAAAGGCCUCUAACUCAAACACUCCAAAAUACAAUACUACAAAACUUCAUCUCGAGUCAUCAUUCCAAGUGCCAGCUGUCGAGCUCUACAACACUUUCAUUGAAAAACCAAGAAUCGAAGCAUGGUCGCGUUCUCCUAUUCAGCCAGAUCCAUCUAGCGGGAAACUAGGCAGUGGCUCUAAAUUAGAAUUAAACGAUACCUUCAAGCUAUUUGGUGGUAACAUCACCAUGAAACUUAUUUCUGGAGAACCAGGUAAGAAUUUAGUUUUCGAUUGGAGACUCAAUGAAUGGAAGCAAGGCCACUACAGCCAACUUUCUAUGGAGUUCCACGAAUCGCAAGAGUAUCACGAAACGAAACUCAUUGUCAAUUGGUCCGGAAUUCCAAUCGGUGAAGAAGAUAAAGCUAGAGGAAACUUCGAGGAGUACUACAUCAGAUCCAUUAAGUUGACUUUUGGGUUUGGCGCCAUUUUGUAA